GGGCCACACGGCGACAGCCUCCCUGGCUUUUGUUCCGGUUUUGCCCCCGCCGAGCUCCACUGCAGUUAACACCGCUUCACGCCAGAUCCAGCCUCACUCGCCCCAUGGCUGCCGCGCCGGCCGCCCGCUUCCGCUUCCGCCUCCUCGCUGUCGCCGUCGCGCUCCUCCUACUCCGCACCGGGGAUGCGUCCGUGCACGAGUACCGCGGCCUCGGCUUCGCCAACAAGGGCAACGCCUUCAUCCUCCACGCCGGCAGCGAGGGCCUCUACGCGCCCGCGGCCUCCCCCACCAACGUCACCGCCGAGGAAGAUGACGACGCCUCCGCCGUGGCCGACGCCUUCAUCCGGUUUGACAAGAUUACUUUUAGGAGACCAGAUGAUGCCAAUGAUUCUGUAAAGGAGACUAGUUCGUCUAAAGUUCAGAUACUCGUUUUUGAGAUAGAAGACCGUGAAAUGAUCGGUGGAUCAGCGUAUGGAGGUCAGAAAGCUAUUUGUUGUACCUCAGAUCUUGCAAAGUUAGGAGCUUGCGCAGAAGGUUCUGUCAUCUACCGCUCAUCCCAGGUAAAUCCUGGUUGGCCAAAGUUGUUUGUUGCAUCUUUUGAUGGAAGUGAUCUGAUUGCAACGCUGCCAUCAAGGACCAUUCCAAUAACCAAAACUGGGAUGUACAAUAUGUACUUUAUACACUGUGAUCUGUCACUUGCUGGUUUGGAGAUCGAGGGGAAAACCAUAUGGAAAAAUCCUACUGGGUACCUUCCAGGUCGUAUGGCACCUCUUAAGAACUUUUUCGGACUGAUGUCUUUUGCUUUUGUCGCACUUGGGAUUUAUUGGUUCUAUCAGUACAUGAAGUUUUGGAGAGAAGUUCUUCCACUUCAGAACUGUAUUACUCUCGUGAUUACACUGGGCAUGUUUGAGAUGGCAUUGUGGUAUUUUGAGUAUGCUGAGUUCAAUGAGACUGGAGUUCGAUCAAAAGGCAUCACAUUUUGGGCUGUCACAUUUGGAACUGUUAAGAGAACAGCUGCUCAAGUUAUUAUUCUCAUUGUCUCAAUGGGAUAUGGAGUUGUCACGCCUACGUUGGGUGGCCUGACAUCAAAAGUGGUCAUGCUUGGAGGAACAUUCUUUUUAGCAACAGAAAUUCUUGAAUUGGUAGAAAAUCUUGGUGCUGUGAACGAUCUAUCUGGAAAAGCUCGGCUGUUCUUGGUCUAUCCGGUGGCUAUUUUGGAUGCCGCAUUCGUUGUUUGGAUAUUUAUUUCUCUAGCUAAGACCCUUGAUAAACUUCAGGCAAGAAGGCUGAUGGCCAAACUUGACAUUUAUAGGAAAUUCACAAUUGCAUUGGUUGUAUCUGUUCUGGUGUCUGUUGGCUGGAUCGGCUAUGAGAUUUACUUCAAAUCAACAGAUGUAUUCAAUGAACGAUGGCAGUAUGCAUGGAUAAUUCCUGCCUUCUGGCAUGUCUUGUCUUUCUCUCUUCUUUGUGUUAUUUGCUACCUGUGGGCACCUUCACAGAACACAAUGAGAUUCGCUUAUGAUGCGAGCGAAUUCUUUGAUCGAAAGGACAAUCUAUCAUUAAUUAGGCCAGCGCCAAUUGCUUCCAAGAAUGGAUGGAGUUUAUCUUCUACACCAGAUGCCAAAGCAACAGGGAACGUGAAUACCAUAAUAUCUUUUGAUGGGGAUGACGAGGAAAACAAAAGGGAGUAAAACUUACUAUCCAUUCGAUCAGGGGAAAGUAAAUUCAACCACAUCUGAUCCUCAGAACUGGACGUUAGAGCAAUUUUGGUAUUUAGCAGAGGAUUGGCCAUGCUAAUUCGCCACUUGAGGUUAUUUCUUUACUUGAUUCAUUUCCUCCAUAGUUCUUCACACGGCCCAUCAUGUUGUUAUCAUCAUAGUCUGAAUGAUGGUAUAUGAUAGGAACAUUUAAUCUGGUAUUUUGAGGCAUGUGAUGUAUAAUAUUUUGUUGUAGACAUCAUGUUGCUUCUUGUCCGUGUGGGCUCAACUUAUGCCAUGUAUGGUAGAAGAUUUUUUUUUUGCUAGAUCUUUGUUCUAUUCGAUUCUAGAAAUUUCUUGAUAGAUAGAUUUCAGCAGAAUAUCUGUGUUACUGUGUUGCAACUUGCAAACAAGUCCACCUGCACCAUAAAGUUACACU
Molecule: messenger RNA, 2136 nt
Organism: Phragmites australis (common reed)
Lineage: Eukaryota; Viridiplantae; Streptophyta; Magnoliopsida; Poales; Poaceae
Exons: 5
Coding region: 105-1691 (528 amino acids)
Biological process (GO): transport
Cellular component (GO): Golgi apparatus; membrane
Source: RefSeq, a predicted model, not a curated record